Molecule: messenger RNA, 507 nt
Organism: Aphanomyces invadans
Lineage: Eukaryota; Oomycota; Saprolegniomycetes; Saprolegniales; Verrucalvaceae
Exons: 2
Coding region: 118-507 (129 amino acids)
Source: RefSeq, a predicted model, not a curated record
CUUUCACCAACAAACAACGACGACAACGUACGAAGAGCAAGUGUGGCACCGAGUCGUCGGUCGUCGCCCACCGUCGCGCCACGAGUGGCCCCAUUCUCCAUUCAACGCAGUCGCGAGAUGAAGGGAGUCACUGCCUUCCUCCUGGCGCUGGCCCUUUGCUUCGUGCUGGUGAGUGUCCAUGCAGACACAUCCCUCGACAAGAUUCGAGCAGUCCAGGAUGCGUCAACGUCCAUGGCACUCGAGGAACAACAGCGCAUCUUGAAGUCCAAGAAUACCACCGUCGCUCCGUCGUCCAAUGCCGCCGCCCCUCCCGCUGUGACGUCGGUCAAGCCUGUGACAACGAAGUCGACUGUAACAUCUGUGACCGCUAAAACCACUACCAAGCAGUCUGCCACGACCACCAAGCCUGCCACGACAAGCAAGAAGGUCGUGAAGAAGACGACGGAGAAGAAGGUCGUGAAGAAGAAUGCCAAGACGACCGACAAGAAGGCCGUGAAGAAGGCGUGA